UCAACAUGUGAGGUAGCACGGACGUCACGACCUCCUCCUUCUCUUCACACAGGACCAAUUCCCCGUCUCCACUGGUCUUGUUCCAACCUCGACCUACACCCACCAACCGACAUCCACCACCAUUCGCCCUCAGCCUUAGUUCCCUAGAGUAGAUUAGGUGCUUUGUUCUCAUCACCACUUAACUUCGGCGUUCGCUUGUCUCUCUCUAGAGACCCGUUCGCAGCCGAAAAUGUCGGAGCAGAGCAGGGUCAGAAGCUGGUUCGGUGGAAGCAAGGUCGACAGUGCCCAAGACCAGCCUCAAGAGGCCACGCCUCCAGGCACAGCCGCGGAACAGGACCGCUAUGGGAACUCCUUCGGUGGGGACAAGCUCCCCCCCGUUGAUCGUCACGCCGGGAUGAGACUGCCCGAGGUCUCCGGAGCCGAGCAGGAUAGGUACGAGCAUUGGUUUGGGGGGGAUAAGCUACCUUCUAGAGCCGAUAUCGAGAAGAGGCUGCCUCACACCUCCGGCGCCGAGCAGGAUACGUAUGGGCGUUGGUUCUCACACGAGAGGGCCCCUCCGACCACCAUCAUCGACAGUGACCCGUCCCUCGCUUCUAGUUCCGAGCCGAGACACUACGAAAUCCACUUCAGACCCGGUCCUGCCCACAUAAUCCGACCCAAUAGCACCGCCUCUACACUCGGCCUUCUCGAGCACGCCGUCUUGCCGUCGUUCUGCUUCCACUCGGGUUUAGGUGUCAUCGCCUAUGGCAUAGGUCGUUAUACCAACAGAGUGGACGUCAAGGACAUUGCGUGGCCCAGUGGCCAGGUCGCCAACGCUUGGUGGAGCGCCAUCGGAAUCCCCGUUGUGUACUACGGGGUGCCCGUUCUCGUGGCCUGGGAAACGUUGACAUAUAACCAGAAGCUUCUCCUAGCUGGCGUCAGCGCCUGGGGACUCCGACUCCUCUAUCGCAUCGUGUUACGCAGCCUCCGGCGCGGCUCGGACGAUCCCCGUUACGAGACCGCCGCCAGAAAGCAGUCAGAUUUCUGGAACAAGGCCAGCCUCACCACGUUCCUCCCCGAUACGCUCGCCCAGGCCUUAAUCUCCCUGCCAUUCACCUUGUCAUUCCGCGCUCCCGCCGUCAGUACUGCCGUCGCUGUGCCGCUUCCGGAAGGCUCUACUAUUUCCCACAGUCUGGCCGUCUUCCUUUUCACCACCGGCUACGCUCUUGAAGCCCUGGCCGACUCGCAGCUAGAGGCCCACAGCCGUAAGGCGAAGAACGAGAUCAGCACUAGUGGGGUUUGGAGCAUCGUCCGCCAUCCUAACUACCUCGGCGACGCGCUAUGCCACCUCUCCUUCCCCUUCCUACUCUACAGCGCAGGCCAGCUGCACCCACUCACGCUAGUCGGCCCCGUCGCGAAUUACGUUUUCCUACGCUUCAUCCGCGGGGAUAGGGAGAACGAGAAGAAUCAGGAGAAGCGCUACUCCCGGGAGAACCCCGUCAAGUACCAGGAGCUACAGCAGUACAAGAGCGCCAAGAAUAGCUUCUGGCCCGGCCCGGCCGAGAUCGGUAACAAGUGGCUGUGGGCCGUCGUGGCCGCCGGAGCUAGUGCCGUCGUCGUGGAGCGUGCAGCGCUUGCGUAUACGAGGUCAUGAAACAUCUAGGCCGCUUAUGGUGGAAAGUCGGUCCAUGGGCCUCGUCGUCUGGGGACGGCCUCGCGAACCCCUUCUCAGCGGCGUAUUUCUCACAUGUAAUAUUAUAGUGGAUAAUACUGUAUUAUUGCUAUUGCCUCACCACACUCAUGUUUUCGACCCUAAUUCUAAUCAAUAUGCAACUGUACCGUCAUUCGAAGAACAGGGCAUUCAUGCCUAUAUAAGGAAUAAUAAAUUGAUAUAGCUCGCGCCAUGAUAAGAUGUGUGAGAGGACUAGAUACCUAUGUAUGAUUUAAACGUGGUCAAGGCAUGCCAACGCGCAUGAUCCCUUAAGAACAUGAGAAUAUCCCUACAAAGACAUUGUAAUAAGCGCGACCCAGUCUACUGGUCGUCCCCAGUAAUGCAUAUAUCGU
Messenger RNA from Durotheca rogersii, 2043 nucleotides. Its product is annotated as DUF1295-domain-containing protein. Lineage: Eukaryota; Fungi; Ascomycota; Sordariomycetes; Xylariales; Xylariaceae. The record is from RefSeq and is a predicted model, not a curated record. Gene Ontology annotation, cellular component: membrane. Bases 230 to 1633 code for a protein of 467 amino acids. The transcript is spliced from 3 exons.